AUGCCACUCUGCUUCAAUGAUGUUGAUGUCCAGCUUCUGUGGAGGCCAGUCCAGGACUGCUGUGUGUUUUUCUAUGCAGACUUCGAUGUCUUUGAGGUGCCCCCCCUCACCCCAACCAGCAAGGAGGUCCUCAGCCGGGCCGUGAAAGCCAGUUUUGCAGGCUUCACUCAGGAGAGAAUCAGCUGUCACUUUCCACAGGAUCCUGUGCUGUGGUCUAAGUGGGAGGUGAACCACUGGCUGGACUGGUGCCAGGCUGAGUUUGGGCUCCACUGCCUGGGCUCAGACCUCAGAGGUCUCGACGGCGGUCAGCUGUGCGGUCUCGACCGAGAGGCUUUCCUGGGCCUGGUGUCUGACUCCACUGCAGGAGAGAUCCUGUGGGAGCACCUGGAGACCAUGAGGACAGAGAAUGAAUAUGACUGCAGUUCUUCGUUACCCACCUGCACAACACCAUCCUACUGCCAGCUGGACACCAACAAAGAAAUCUGCUCCGAGUAUGAUCAGGAGUGUUCACACGGGGACGGGUACCAUGUUCAGUAUCACCCCAGUGACUGCCCACACCUCCACACUCUGGAACCAGUGGAUGUGCAGCAUGAGGCCCACAGUGUGGCCAAGUCUGAACACGCCAGCAGAAACAUCAGCUCUGCAGCUGUGCUGCAGGACACAGGGGGGAGUGGAGUGGCAGCCGGGGAGAUUGUUCACAGGAGCAAGUCUGACUCUGUGGGCUCUCCAUCGUGGGCUCCUCCACUCCACGAGGCCGAGCCAGCGCUGGAGAACAGCACGUCUGCAAACGUCUUCACUUCAGCUCAGCAACGCAGGAAGCUGAAGCAAUGUGCAGGCGGCCAGACUGAUCUGGAGCGAGCUGUGAUGCCAGCAGCCAUUCUCGCCGGCUACACCGGCAGUGGUCCCAUCCAGCUUUGGCAGUUUCUGCUGGAACUUCUGACGGACCGCAGCUGUCAGUCGUGCAUAAGCUGGACAGGAGACGGCUGGGAGUUCAAACUGACGGAUCCUGAUGAGGUGGCUCUGCUGUGGGGUCGGAGGAAGAACAAGCCUAAGAUGAACUAUGAGAAGCUGAGUCGUGGCCUGCGCUACUACUACGACAAGAACAUUAUCCGCAAAACAGCCGGCAAACGCUAUGUGUAUCGCUUCGUCUGCAACCUGCGAGGCCUGCUUGGAUAUGAGCCCGGAGAGCUGCAUGCAAUACUGAACAUCAGCAGCAAGAGCCACUGA
Messenger RNA from Archocentrus centrarchus (flier cichlid), 1227 nucleotides. RefSeq names its product protein C-ets-2-like. The coding region runs from base 1 to 1227 and encodes 408 amino acids. Gene Ontology annotation, molecular function: DNA-binding transcription factor activity, RNA polymerase II-specific; sequence-specific DNA binding. The transcript is spliced from 8 exons. Gene Ontology annotation, cellular component: nucleus. The record is from RefSeq and is a predicted model, not a curated record. Gene Ontology annotation, biological process: cell differentiation; regulation of transcription by RNA polymerase II. NCBI's taxonomy places the organism in Eukaryota, Metazoa, Chordata, Actinopteri, Cichliformes, Cichlidae.